Molecule: messenger RNA, 1557 nt
Organism: Aspergillus saccharolyticus JOP 1030-1
Lineage: Eukaryota; Fungi; Ascomycota; Eurotiomycetes; Eurotiales; Aspergillaceae
Exons: 2
Coding region: 1-1557 (518 amino acids)
Source: RefSeq, a predicted model, not a curated record
AUGGCCGUUCAAAGUAACGGCCACGCCACCAGCAACGGCACGCAUGGCCCAUCCGUCCGAUUUGCACCACCCAAAACCACAUCGUCAUCACGGAUGAACACAUAUCUGGACCUGGAUGAAUACGACCAGCCUGACUCCUCCCCCUACGAGUCCCGCCGCAUCAUCGUCCUCCUCGGCCCUCACGAACGCCAAUAUUCCAUCCCAGAAUACUACCUCCGCCAAUCCCCCAUCUUCACCGACAUCCUCCGCACCUACCCGCACUUCAUCACCAAGACCGUCCCCUGCAUCCCGCUCCCAGAGGUCGACGACGACAUCGUCCACACCGUCGUGCACUACCUCCACACGGGGAGCUACCAGACCCUGCGCCCCGCCGGCGGCAGCGACUGGACCAAGACCGAGUACCGGCGUAGCGUGCUCGUCUACGGCGUGGCGGCCAAAUACGAGCUGGUCGGGCUGCAGACCCUGGCACGCAAGUACCUGCAGAAGCUUGACACCCAUCUCAGCAUCUUCGACGUGCUGGGGGUGGCCCGGAAGGUGUACGGCGGGAAGGUGAUCCCGGACUACGACCCCUGGUUUUUUGAUGAUUAUGUGCGCGGGAAGAUGGCCGACGCAUUUGUCGAGGACCGGGACCUGUUCGAGCGGCCCCGGUUUCAGUAUCUGCUCGGCGCGGAGACGGGAUUUGAUCGGUUCUUGGUGCAGGCGCUUGUGUCCAUUUACGAGGCAAGGAUUCAGGAGCUGGAGAAGCGGGCGAUGAAGAGUGGGAUGCAGAGGUCGGGGUACGAGGGGAUGAUGACUGGUGGUGCUGGUGGCGGUGGUGGCGGCGGCGGGCUGGAGGAUAUUGCGGAGGAGUAUCCGGAUGAGCGGGCUGUGUCGGUCGACGAGAUGAUCGAUGGGGAAGAAGAGGAGGAGGAGAAGGAGGAGCGGUAUGAGGGACAGACAAUCCUGGAGAGACUGGAGGCGCAGAUCAGAGAGCGCCCACCAUCCAGUGCCCAUGAUGUAUCGGAGGGAUAUCCCGUAUCGGUGGCCGAAGAGCCGAUAGAGGAGUACUCAGAGGCGCCUACUGCACCCACGGCCGCCCACGAGGCGGAGUAUGCAGACGAGCUGCCGGCCGAGAGGUACGCGCCUGCCGAGGAGGCGAUCGUGGAGGAGGAGGCUAUCCCCAACGAUGAGGGACAUCAGGCUGAACCACACGAGAUCACCGCAGAUGACUCGUGGAACGACGGGUGGGGGAAUUGGGCGGCCCGCACGCGCGAAUGGGGGUACACGAGCGCUAUCCAUGAGGAGCCCGGCGCCGCCGACCCCGGCGCCCCCGACCCCGUCGCUGACCCAGAUCUUGCCCAUGAACGUGUCCCAGAGCCUGUUGCAGAGGAGCCGCUCCCGGAUUAUGCAGAGGUUCAGCCGGUGGUGUCGGAGGAUCACGCGCAGCAGGAAAACAGGUCCGUUAAAAAUGGCAAGAAGAAGAAUGGUAAGGAGCGGAAGAAGAAGAGCACGAUGAGUCGGACGAGGGCGUUGUUCUCGUCGACGGAGGAGCAGCCGCGAGAGCAGGCUGUUUUUUAG